AUGGGUAUUCAUGGCAUCUAUCAAGAAAUAGGCAAGGGAGAGCGCAUAUCGUUCCUCAAGUAUGCUGUACAGACUUAUGAGAAAGAGGGACGCCCACUACGCAUCGCUAUAGAUGUGUCGAUAUGGCUGUUCCAGAUCCAGGCCAGCAAAGGCGGCACCAACCCAGCCCUUCGAACGUUCUACUACCGCCUACUGCGCUUGACGUCUCAUGGAAUCCAUCCUAUAUUCGUAUUCGAUGGUCCAAAUAAACCUCCAUUCAAGCGCAAUAAGCGUACUGGGCCUAACGUCGCCUCCAUCCCCGAGUUUCUGGCGAAGCAGCUUCUGAAGAUGUUCGGCUUUCCGAUACACAUGGCGCCAGGUGAAGCAGAAGCAGAAUGCGCAUUGCUACAAAGAGAAGGCAUCGUAGACUCUGUGCUCACGGAAGACGUCGACGCGCUCAUGUUUGGAAGCGGUAUUACCCUACGAAGCUGGUCACCGGAACAGAAGUCGAGCAAGGUGCCGACCCAUAUCAACUUGUACGAUGCAAAGAAGAUCAAGAGUGGUCCUUCGGGCCUUGACAGAGAAGGCAUGAUACUUGUAGCUUUAAUGAGCGGAGGAGACUACAUUCCAGAGGGUAUUCCUGGCUGCGGCCCCAAAACAGCAUGUGAAGCUGCCCGAGCUGGAUUUGGACAGGAUUUGUGCCGACUCAAACCAUCAGACAAAGUCGGAUUAAAUGCAUGGCGCAAACGACUCAACGACGAGCUCCAUAUGAACAAUAGCAAAAUAUUCAAGAGGAAGCACAAAACGCUGACUGUGCCAGAUGAAUUCCCUCGUGCAGAUAUCAUGGGAUAUUACACAAACCCUGUCAUAUCUAGUGCGCAGGCUCUAGAGAGGCUUAAAUUGACUCUUCGAUGGGAUCAUGAUGUUGACUUCCCGUCAUUGCGCGAGUUUACUGGUGAUGCCUUUGCUUGGGUGAAACUUGAAGGCGCAAAGCAUUUCAUUCGCAGCUUAGCACCGGCGAUGCUUGUGCGGGAAUUGCGCAUCCGCGCUGCAAGAUGCGAUAACAUCUCAGAAAACAUGGACGAAAUUGAAAAAGAAGAAUCACGACUAAUCACGUCCUUGCACAAUGAACGAAAGCAUACUACUACUGACUUGACCUCGGAGAUUCGUGUUGGCUUCGUCCCUCUUGAAAUUGUCAGGAUAGAUUUACACUCAGAGGAGGCAGACGAUACCAUAGUUGUGGGUGACAGCGAUAUCGAGGAAGAAGCACCAUUGUUCCUCAACGCAGACGACGCACCAGAACCCACAGCAGCGCCAAAAACAAGGGGUCCCACAAAGUAUGAUCCCACGAUGAUCAACAAGGCAUGGAUUCCUGAUACCUUCGUACGAAUCGGGGUGCCGUUGAAGAUAGAAGACUGGGAAGGUUCAAAGCGUACAGCCACAGAACAACAGCGCAUGCGACAGACAGCUAAGGAUACCAGGAAAACUCAGCCUAGAGCCAAAAAAAGUUCUUCAGCCACAGGGGGCAUGCGUGGUGGUGAGCUAUACAAAUUUGCAAAGCAGACAAAGCCUGGGAGCCGACCUCCACCAGCAAGCAAAGCCGGGAAAGCAAUUAUUGCCACCAUGGACCACCCUGAUCUUAAGGAAACCCUGCCACUAUCCACAGCUCCUCAGUUGUCUGUCAUUAGUCUCUUAUCUAGUCCACCCACAACACCGAGAAAGUCUCGGCAAAGUACUAUCGAUCGGUACUUUUCACCUCGAUCAGACGCUCGAUGCAUCGAUACUUUAGCACCCUCAAUCGAGAGCAAACUUGAGACGAGUGAUGAAUUCGCUGUCCAGCCGCGCAAAAAACGUUCAGGGUUUCAAAGAACUCAAACACUGCCAACACACCUUGAGUCUAGUCCGCGAGCUUUGCGGGCGUCGAUAUCACGUGGGGAGCGUCGUUCAUACUCGCCGGAUCCUCAGCUACCGUCUCCGGGCAAAUUCAGAAGUAAACGCUCGAAGCCAAGUUCAGCAGAAGAGGUUAUUAGGCAGAGACGGUCUAUCGAAGGUCUCGACUUGUGCGCGACAACGAGUUCGUUCCAGCGAAUUUCGACCUCAGCACACGAGCCAUCGGGGCGUACACUACGCAUCGUAGAUUUGGCGAGCUCUUCACCAGUACAACCACCGUCGCGGGUAAUUCCCUCGUUCUCCAAUUCAGUUGUGCCGAUGCUCUCGCCCGCGACCCCACGAGACCCUGUCACAUUCUACUCUUCACCUCCUGCCAGUCCCAUACUGGACAUAAGGACGACUUCUCCCUAUCUUGACUCGAUCAAGGAGACAUCUAUCCUGAACCGACACCAAGGAUGGCAGUCACCUGACUUGAUUGAGCAGGACAAGAACACAAAGCCACAGGAAUCACCGUUGACUCCCCCAAUAACCACUCCUGCGCGGUCUCCGUCGGACCAACAACGCAUUCCAGACAAGUUCGAGGAUCCGUUCGGCGCAUCACCCAAGGUCCUCAAACAAUUCAUCCGUCCUCGCGAAGAUCUCCCUGGACACUUUGCAUGGACAGACGGAACGAGCCCUGAGGCACUCCGUUGGAUGGAGCGAAGCAAGUUGCUUCAGAACGUGAGAAUGGUUGAUCUAACAGCUUCGCCGUCACAUUCUACGUCGACUUCAGUAGCAUCAAGACCAUCUGGACCAGCAUCAAAGACGAAAGCUGGAAGUACAAGCACAAGAACCCGAUCAGCUGUGAACACCCGUCGGAGUGCCGCUGAAUGCGCCCCAUCACAAUCUCAGCCUCAACCUACGUACAUCAGACAGCCGGUGUCAGCGACAGCAUCGCCACUAGUGAGAGGCACAAAGCGGAGCAAGCGAAUAGCGAGGAGACACGGUGUUGCAGGUAGAGGCGUCUCAGUCAUCGAUCUGACGUUAUAG
This is a messenger RNA of Pseudovirgaria hyperparasitica, 2898 nucleotides long. RefSeq lists its product as uncharacterized. Bases 1 to 2898 code for a protein of 965 amino acids. The transcript is spliced from 2 exons. NCBI's taxonomy places the organism in Eukaryota, Fungi, Ascomycota, Dothideomycetes, Acrospermales, Acrospermaceae. Gene Ontology annotation, molecular function: 5'-flap endonuclease activity; crossover junction DNA endonuclease activity. The record is from RefSeq and is a predicted model, not a curated record.